GAGGUAAUUAGCAGAGUAAAAGGUGGGGAAGGUGAAAGAUUCGAAGCCUGGCUAGAAAAAUUUUUGAAAAUAUCGAUUAGCAUGGAACAAGAAAGGAGAAGAAUAAAGGAGGAAACAAAAAUCAGAGAAUCCAAUCUAAGAGAGGAAGAAAGGAGAAAUAUUACACGCUCUUUUAUGCAAAUUGAUAAUGAAGGAAAUGCUUUGGAAGACAAGUAUUUUGCUCAUCUCAAUGAGCCUGUGCCGAAGGUAAUUUCCAAAGAUAUCCCUAAAUAUAAGGAUAAAAAAAUUAAAGCCCUAGUUAUUGAUAUUUUUAACGAAAAUAAGACUCCGAUUGUUAAAGAUUAUGAUAAAGGUCAAUAUGAAUUGAGUAGAACCGAACGAUUACCGAGUUUUGGAAAUAAUGAAGAAAGUAAAUUAAAAGAUGCUAUUGCUUUGUUAGAAAGAAAGCAAAAAUUAUUGGAUGUUUAUGCUCAGCAACAAAAAUUACCUUCUCGCGAGGCCUUGGUGUUAAUUAUUACCAAAAAUAUCAAACAUGCCGAGGAG
Molecule: messenger RNA, 543 nt
Organism: Racocetra persica
Lineage: Eukaryota; Fungi; Glomeromycota; Glomeromycetes; Diversisporales; Gigasporaceae
Source: the annotation of a GenBank genome assembly